CCAGGCUCAAACUUACCUUUCAGACUCCCCAACAGUCCCGCACGUCACACCUCCUCACCCCUUCUGCUCCGUCAGGAUGCCACUCCCUCCUCUUCAAGUGGUCUACGUAUCCAUAUCCCAACUAUCUCCACCGCAUCACAGUGCAAACAACCGGACUUGCAGAGAUCACCAAUCUCGCCCACAUACAAGAUUUCCCGGUGGGGACAUCACCGCCAGGAACCACCGUUCAUACCUGUAGACCCCUUCAACCAGGGACUAGAUAUCGAACAGAAACCAAUUUGUAAAUAUGGGGCGAGGGAUUGUCUCACAAAUAUGCUCAGGCAGGCAUAUCUGCUCUUGAUGCUGGGGCUUCCCUCCUUGUACUUCUCGAGGAUUGCAAGGGUCUUCGAAGAAGCCGAAGUUAGUCAGCCCAAUAUCGACAGGUUGAUCCGUGCAUGCCAAGCCAAUCAGGAUCGGCAUGCGAGGAUGAGCCCCAUCCCACAGAUGGCCAAUGUAUAUCGUCACGAUCAUGGUCUACCGUUUUCAGAUGACUGGACAACGGGAAAUGAGAGUCAGCAGCUGAUCAGAUUCAAAAAUUCAUGGGAGUCGUUCAUUGAUUCUCUCCUCCGAGAAUGGAAGAUGCUCAACCUCGUCUCCGCACUGUUACUGUCAGCCACCCUGUCUAUGUUCACGAACCAAGAAAUUGCCUGCAACCCCGCCAUAUGCUCCAUGGCACUGCUCUCGCUUACCUUCGCACUCAUGUCCCUCUCAUACGGGUGCAUAUACAUCGUCCGAUUUGCGACCAUGAAAAGCAUGUAUAAGGCCACAAGGUGGGCGCAAGAAGUGCAGGGAACAAGUACAAAUAUACUUUGGAACGUCUGGAUAAUGCUGGCAUUGCCUGGGGUGUGGUUGGCUUGGUCCAUGAUCCUUUUUAUUGCCUCUAUCCUCGUGUUCGUAUGGCGCUCCAGAUCCACAACUGAUCCAUCUACUCCUUCCUCACUCCCCCCAACCGAAGCGUACACUACUAAGACGUUUGUUUCAUUCUUUUUCUUCAUGGGCGGCAUCUAUUUUAGCGCCAUCGUGAACACGUUACACGGAUACGGGAGGGUAAAGGCAGGGGAAGCGGUGGCAGAGGCGGCAGCGAGGGAAACGAGAGAUCCCAUAAGAGAAAGAAGAGAAAGCAGAGAU
This is a messenger RNA of Pisolithus orientalis, 1167 nucleotides long. RefSeq lists its product as uncharacterized. NCBI's taxonomy places the organism in Eukaryota, Fungi, Basidiomycota, Agaricomycetes, Boletales, Pisolithaceae. The record is from RefSeq and is a predicted model, not a curated record. The transcript has 4 exons. The annotation marks the transcript as partial.